AUGGAGAGAGUGAAGACUACAAUCAUCACUUCUCGCUCGAUUGUUCGCUUACUUGGAAUUCAACUCGACAUCCAGCUGGGGGCCCAACAAGGCUCGGGGCUGCCGGCAGAACCGCAGACGGAGGGCCUGGCGCGACAGCUCGUCCUGGGAGAGACAAGGCUGACAAUUGGGGACGAUAUCUCUGCCCAGGCUGCCUUCAACCUCACUGUACCACCUCCGAAGUUCGAAUAUGCGAUGUCUCCCGAUAUUGGAGACGCCAUGAAUCUACCAGAGGUAUGGGGCAAGAAUUCAAUACUGGCAGCCGUUGUUGGCAGAGUCGUGAAGGAAGACGGUGGGGUGAUUGUGCUCGACGAGGCCAGUCUGACUGACAUAAUCAACCUCACAGUCGACGGCGCCUUGAGCUGGACAGCACCUUCUCCUGGCAGCUGGGUUAUCUUCGGAGUCUGGGAGGGCUACACAAAUCAGCGAAACUGCAUCGGUUCCAGCAAAGCCACCGACUACCCACAGAACGGCUCUUGGGUUGUCGACCAUUACAGCGCCCAAGGGGCGAAGAAAACCACGGAAUUUUGGGACAGGGAGCUCUUGUCAGAAGAGAGGAUUGCUUCUGCACUAAAUCAAUCCUUUCACCAUGCAUACGAGGAUGGACCCGAGUUGCAGGCGGCGCUAUGGUGGACGCCUGAUCUGCCGAGAAUCUUUGAGGAGCUCCACGGUGAUGAGCCCCGUGAAAGCCUCGGAGAGAGCGGCAAGUACUCUCAGGAUUACCGUGCAGCCCUUGAUAUUGGGUAUGGCGGAUUUAUCAAGGACAUGGGGGAUUGGGCGGCAACAAGAGGCUUCGCGUUUCAACACCAGCCAGCAUUCAACCAACCCAAUGACCAGUCCAAGGCCGUGGCGGUGACCAGUAUCCCCGAGCUUGAGGCGAACCCCGGAUCCAUCGCCCCAUGCCGCAGAUUUGUUGGGGCAGCCCACCUGGCUGGCCGCAAUGUCAUCACCGAGGAGUUCGGGCAGACGGCGUUGGGCGCAUUCCGAGCCAGGGUCACAGACAUCGUCAACCUGGCGACUGGGGCAUUCGCCGGUGGCGUCAACGGCAUCACACUCCACGGCUCGUGGACUCGCCUCAACGACACCAUCCUUUGGGCCGGACGCAACCAACAACUGCUACGGAAGGGCGUAGCGAAGCUCGAUUUCGCCUUUGUGAAUUACACGUCGUCCUUCGAUGUCAGCAAAGUGCUCUACCCGACGGAGGGCUUCGAUGCAAAAGGUUACACUUACGAAUACAUCAGCCCCUCUGACCUGCUAUCACCAGCAGCCGUUGUUGAAGAUGGAGUUCUUGCCAAAGACGGCCCCUCUUACAAAGCGCUGGUCCUCUUUGAGCAACAGUACCUCACUCCACUGGCAGAGGAAUCCGCAGCGCUACUGACCUUCUCUGAAGCCGGUCUGCCCAUCUUUAUCACUGGCUCUGCCCCGACAACAUCCAUGGGCUCUACUGGCCAGAAAGAGCUGACUGACAACAUUGAGGUACUUUUCUCCCGGACAAACGUGUAUCAAUACCCAUCAAAACCGGUCGACUCCAUCGUCGACGACCUCGUCGACCAGGGAAUCCAGCCACGCUUCACCAACCAGUCGUCCGAAGACUUCGUUUUUAUCCUCAACAAUGGCACAAAGGCAACAUUCACCCUCCAGUUCAACAUCCCAACCACGGACGUUGUGCCAUAUCUCUUUGACGCCCGGACAGGCUCACAAGAACCAAUCGCGGUUUAUGAAACGAACGAUGACGGAUUCCAGAUUCCUGUCACGUUGGAACAGUUCCAGUCCCGAUUCGUCGCUUUCGUGCAGAGCGAUGUUGCCAGGGGUCGCAACAUACUGUCACACUCGGAGAACAUCGCCGAGGUCCGUGUCACGCCGUCAGGAGGUCUCGAAGCGUAUGUCGCAGAUGCCGACGCGGCGGAGGUGGUUCUCAGCGACCGUAACGAGACAGUAUUGAUACCAGAGGCGUCCGGACCCCUGCCAACUGUCGGCGAGCUGGGGCCGUGGAGGCUCACGGUAGAAUCUCACGGCCCAGCGUCCAACGACUCAGUCGAGUCUGCCGUGGAGACCAUCGAGGUCGGGCCGGUUGUGGGCCAGGUACUACGCAGAGUUACUGUACUCUACGCCACUCAGCGGAGACGGCCUCGCCCGACCAGGGCUUCCUCCUCCAAGGCCAACGCCCCAGCCAACGCCUCGGCCAGCGCCUCCGCCGAAGAUCCUUUCACCGACCACUCCGUGAAAUCCUCCCAGCCAGCCACAGACCCCUUCGCGAGCUCGCAGCACCUCCCAAAAUCAGCCUCAGCCCUCAGUGACUCGACUGCACCUAGUGGCAAUGAUUACAGGCCCGGCCGCGCAAGAUACUUCCACAGCCGUCGCGUCCGCAAAGAUGAAGUAAUCAAGCCGUGGGUCAAGGAGCCCAGGGAUCCCGCCGAGAAGUGGAUCGAAAUCAUCCCUCUUAUCGGGUUGCUGGUCGGCAUUGGAAUUGCGGGAGUCCUGAUCUGGGAUGGCCUUCGCAAUGUCAUUGACCACAAGUACUGCCCAGUCUUGAUCGAUGACUUCUCCCAUGGAAUAAUCGAUCGUAACAUUUGGCAACCUGAGAUACAGCUUGGCGAAUACGGCAACGGCGAGUUUGAGGAGACCACGGACGAGGAUACGAAUCUCUAUGUCAACGACGGCAGUCUGUUCCUCAAGGCUACGCUGCAAGAUGAAGACAAGAUCAACAAGGAAUACACCAGGGACUUGCGCGGCAGGUGCACAAGCAACGAGCGUUACAAGUGCGUGAGAGCCACGAGUACAAAACCGGGGAAUUCAUCUAUCGUGCCCCCAGUCAUUUCUGCACGCAUCAACACAAAGCACAGCAAGAAGAUCAAAUAUGGCCGAGUCGAAGUUGUUGCCAAGAUGCCCAAGGGUGACUGGCUCUGGCCCGCUAUCUGGAUGAUGCCGGUCAACGACACUUACGGGCCCUGGCCCGCCUCGGGCGAAAUCGACAUCGCCGAGUCCCGUGGCAACAACCACACCUACUCCCAGGGAGGCGACAACGUCAUAUCAUCUACGCUCCACUGGGGUCCUGAGCACGCCACCGACAGGUGGUGGCAGACAUCCAAGAGGCGAACCGCCAGGCACAGCGUCUACUCGGAGGGCUUCAACACCUUCGGCCUCGAGUGGUCAGAGAAGUACGUCUUCACAUAUAUCAACAACCGGCUGAUGAUGGUCAUGUACACCCCCUUCGCAAAGCCGAUGUGGAAGCGUGGCAAGUUCCCUCCGGCAAACUCCAACGGGACGGCCCUCAUCGAUCCCUGGUCGCAGACUCACCGGGACAACACCCCCUUCGACCAGGAAUUCUAUCUGAUCCUCAACCUGGCGGUUGGUGGCACCAACGGCUGGUUCAAGGACGGAAAGGACGGGAAGCCCUGGCUGGACACAUCCAAGAACGCGCCAAAGGAGUUUUGGGAGGCUCGGGACAAGUGGAUGCCCACGUGGACUCAGCCGUAUAUGGAGGUCAAGAAGGUCACUAUGCUGCAAGAGUGCGAUGGGAAAUGA
This is a messenger RNA of Diaporthe citri, 3564 nucleotides long. RefSeq lists its product as uncharacterized. The coding region runs from base 1 to 3564 and encodes 1187 amino acids. Gene Ontology annotation, biological process: carbohydrate metabolic process. Gene Ontology annotation, molecular function: hydrolase activity, hydrolyzing O-glycosyl compounds. The record is from RefSeq and is a predicted model, not a curated record. Lineage: Eukaryota; Fungi; Ascomycota; Sordariomycetes; Diaporthales; Diaporthaceae. The transcript is spliced from 9 exons.